GUUUAAUUUUUUUUUUUUUUUUUUUUUUGAAAGGUGUAGUAAAAGACAAAACAUCAUGAAUGAAUUAGAAAGAUAUUUUAUGUUAUAAAAAAAAAAAUAUUAUAAAUUAUUUUACCAGCAAAGCAUAAUUGACGGUUUUCCAGUGUUUGAGAAAGCAUUCCGCAUAUUGUAUUCAUCGGAGUAUUUAACCUCAUACCCAACUAUAUAUAUCCCUGGGUGCAUCAAAAUGAAUACAAACCAGAAACUACAAUCCCAUCCACUUCUCUUUCACACAUUAUAACAGGACACGUGUCAACCUUGAAGAUGGACACCAAGAUCGGUUCAGUGCAAGCCGUUGUCCCAAACGGCGACGUAUGCUGUCCUCCACACAGUGGCGUUUCCCCGGUCCAGACGUCAACCGUUCCAUUCAACUUCUCUGAGGCGACACUGGGCCGUCACCUGGCUCGACGACUCGUACAGAUCGGAGUCUCUGACGUCUUCUCUGUUCCCGGUGACUUCAACCUGACUUUGCUUGACCACCUUCUCGCUGAGCCUGGGCUGAACCUGGUGGGGUGCUGCAACGAGCUCAACGCUGGAUACGCCGCUGACGGUUACGCUAGGUCCCGCGGCGUUGGCGCCUGCGUUGUCACCUUCACCGUCGGUGGUCUUAGUGUUCUCAAUGCCAUAGCUGGAGCUUACAGUGAGAAUCUACCGCUUAUUUGUAUUGUCGGUGGACCCAAUUCUAAUGACUACGGUACUAACAGAAUCCUUCAUCAUACCAUCGGAUUGCCGGAUUUUAGUCAAGAGCUUCGUUGCUUCCAGACCGUCACUUGCUACCAGGCUGUGGUUAACAACUUGGAAGAUGCACAUGAACUGAUCGAUACCGCGAUUUCCACUGCUUUGAAAGAAAGCAAGCCGGUUUACAUCAGCAUUAGCUGUAAUUUACCUGCUAUUCCUCAUCCUACUUUUAGCCGAGAACCGGUUCCGUUUUCGCUCUCGCCCAAGUUGAGUAACGAGAUGGGUUUAGAAGCAGCAAUCGAGGCUGCAGCGGAGUUCCUGAACAAGGCGGUCAAGCCAGUGAUGAUUGGCGGUCCCAAAAUGCGAGUUGCGAAAGCGUGCGAGGCGUUUGUUGAAAUGGCUGACUCAUGUGGCUAUGCGGUUGCUGUCAUGCCAUCAGGGAAAGGGCUAGUUCCGGAACACCAUCCGCAUUUUAUUGGGACAUACUGGGGUGCUGUAAGCACACCUUUUUGUGGAGAAAUUGUAGAAUCUGCUGAUGCUUAUUUAUUUGCCGGACCUAUAUUCAACGAUUACAGCUCUGUGGGUUACUCUCUACUUCUCAAAAAGGACAAGGCGAUCAUCGUGCAGCCUGAUCGCGUAGUGAUCGGUAACGGGCCAACGUUUGGUUGUGUGUUGAUGAAGGAUUUCUUGGUCGGUUUGGCAAAGAGACUUAAGAAGAACACGACUGCGUAUGAGAAUUACCAUAGAAUCUAUGUCCCUGAAGGGCAUCCGGUGAAGGGUGAUCCUAAGGAAGCAUUGCGGGUUAACGUUCUGUUUGAACACAUACAAAAUAUGUUGUCUGGUGAUACCGCUGUGAUUGCUGAAGCCGGAGAUUCCUGGUUCAAUUGCCAGAAGCUAAAACUCCCAAAAGGAUGCGGGUACGAGUUCCAGAUGCAAUAUGGAUCAAUCGGGUGGUCAGUUGGUGCUACACUUGGGUACGCACAGGCUGCGACGGAUAAACGAGUGAUUGCUUGUAUUGGUGAUGGAAGUUUCCAGGUUACAGCACAAGAUGUGUCAACGAUGAUCCGGUGUGGGCAGAAAACCAUAAUUUUCCUGAUUAACAACGGUGGGUACACGAUUGAAGUGGAGAUCCAUGACGGGCCUUACAACGUGAUUAAGAACUGGAACUACACUGGUUUUGUUGAUGCGAUCCACAAUGGUGAGGGCAAGUGCUGGACUAGCAAGGUGUUUUGUGAAGAAGAACUUGUUAAAGCAAUCGAGACGGCAACCGGAGAUAAAAAGGAUUGCUUGUGCUUCAUUGAAGUGAUUGUUCACAAGGAUGAUACCAGCAAAGAGUUGCUUGAGUGGGGUUCAAGAGUCUCAGCUGCCAAUAGCCGUCCUCCAAAUCCUCAGUAAUGCUACCAAUAUUAGGAUAUAUGGUGUGAGAUGAUCGAACAUUAUGAUGUAAAAUGUUUUCAGAAUCUGUAUUAUGAUAUAUUGGAACAUUAUGAUAUGCAUGCGUUAUUUUGAAAACCAA
Molecule: messenger RNA, 2233 nt
Organism: Helianthus annuus (common sunflower)
Lineage: Eukaryota; Viridiplantae; Streptophyta; Magnoliopsida; Asterales; Asteraceae
Product: pyruvate decarboxylase 1
Exons: 5
Coding region: 304-2112 (602 amino acids)
Molecular function (GO): carboxy-lyase activity; magnesium ion binding; thiamine pyrophosphate binding
Source: RefSeq, a predicted model, not a curated record